AUGUUUCACGGCGCUGACAAGGCAGUUGAGGCGCUGCUUCGUGGCCAAUAAAGCGCCAAUCUCUUGAAGACGGUGCUCGAACACCGGAGGACAAGCUCAGUUUCAAUCGAGCCUCUCUUCGAUACCCUUCUUGAUUCCUUCUCCUUUGCUAUCUCUCUUUUUGCAUCUUCUAACACUCAACCACACCGUGACUCUUCUCAGUGCAAGGCAACCCCCGGGACGGCCCGAAAAUCUUCCAAGAACAACAGCAAUGAAGAAGAAUGUUUAGAGCAAUACAGCCAUGAUUCACCAACUCCGCUUCUAAACGACGGUUUUAGUUGGAGGAAGUACGGACAAAAGAAAAUCAAAGCCUCUUCCCACCAAAGGUGUUACUACCGUUGCGCCUAUGCCAAAGACCGAAACUGCAACGCUAAGAAGCGGGAGCAACAGAUCCAAGACAGUCCUUCCGUUUAUAGAACAACUUAUGUUGGAAAACACAUCUGUGACGUUAAUGUUUUUUCGGAGCCUGAUGACGAUAUUGCAAACGGUUCCAAGAUGAUUCGGUUCGACAAAAUGGACCAAGCCAUGCCUGACUCGGUUAUGCCUCGACUCGCUCCAGUAGAACAGCAAGCAAUUACAAUCGAAGAAGACACGGACCAAAUCAUGAACCUAGAAUUUGACAUUAACGAGUUUUUGGUGGAUGAUGACCAGUUAUGGGAGUAUCAGUUUCCUUCGUUUUCUCCUGGAUUUUUGGACGAUCUUUCUGAGUUUGAUCACAAUCCUUUCCUCGUUUGA
Molecule: messenger RNA, 774 nt
Organism: Brassica rapa (field mustard)
Lineage: Eukaryota; Viridiplantae; Streptophyta; Magnoliopsida; Brassicales; Brassicaceae
Gene: WRKY64
Product: probable WRKY transcription factor 63
Biological process (GO): regulation of DNA-templated transcription
Molecular function (GO): sequence-specific DNA binding; DNA-binding transcription factor activity
Source: RefSeq, marked provisional